GGUGCAUUCCAGGUCGAUGAAAUGGCAUCACGCGACAGUUGGAAACUCGGUAUUUCCGAGCAAACGAGUGACAUUUGCGACAGACGACGUUGCGAAAGCAGCGAAAUUUCAAAUGAUGGCAUCGCCAUUUCCUCCGACACGCGAUCCACGAUUGGCUACUUACGUCGCUCUCGAGGCCUCAAUAGGAUCUAACAGUAAAGACCACUAACCGCUGACAGCUCGCUUCGUUCCGUGGAACACUGAAACCGAUGUGUCCUCAUCAGCGCGCGCGUGACGUUCGGGUUCGGUGGUAUCGGUGGUAUCAGUAUGGCAUUCGGUGGCGCUUGAUUUUCGUUUACGAUUAUUAACUCAUUUUCGCACGGUUUAUGUUCCCUCGAGUGAUCUCCCAUCUUCAUGACGGCGGUUAGCGAAUCCCAUUGCGUAGUCGUCACCGGCGGCCUGGUAGGAGGGGGACGUUGACGAGGCACGGCAUCUAGGGCUGUUCUAACCUAAAGAGAGCACCGCGAGGAGCCGACGUUCUGUCACUUAUGACAGGUUGAGAGGUGUUCCUCGAGCGCGCUUUCGAUCGCCGAAGUAUGACUGUUUGGGAGAGGCUGCGCAACCCGUGCGGCUGGCGCGCCGGUGCCAAGCAAAUCUCCGUGGACGCGAUGUUACCGCUGGUAGUGGUGCCGGCAUUGGCGGUGAUCGCCGCCCAGACCGUCCUCUGCACGGUCGUUGUGUUCGCGGCGACGCCAGUCCUCGUUUACUACUUGCAUCACAAUUUUCUGCGAUUCUUGCUGCGCACCAAGUUCUUCCUCAUGUGGACCAUCACGAGCGUGCUGAUGCUGAUGCUCGUGUUCGAGAUCAGUGUAGUGCCGUUGCUGGAAAUCCUGCCCGAGGAGAAUCUGCUGUUCAUGGUGUGUGUGGUCGGUGGUAUCUGGUGCGGCUACCGAGCCAAGCUCAAUGCAGAUUACGCAGCGCAGGAAGGCAUCCUUGUACAGGGCCUGGAGCUGGGUGAGGGCAGUGGAGAGCUUUGCACCACGUGCAGGAGAAGGGCGCCACCCAGAGCCCACCAUUGCCGCUUGUGCCAGACAUGUAUACUUAACAGGGAAUAUCAUUGCAAAUGGCUGGACUGCUGCAUAGGUUCCAGCAACCUGAGGUGGUACUUGGGCUGUUUAUUCUUUUCUGCAAUCGCCUUCAUCUAUGGCUCCAACUUAACUAUGACUAGUGUCUGUCACCCGUUUAUACUCAUCGGGACUGUACUCCUGCCAGAUGACUGCAGCGAUGUGUAUCACCAGUUAGACAUCGCUCUUUGCUUUGUCUCCGCACUCUACAGUCUCCUCGUCGGUCUAGUGGUCGUUUGCUAUCUCAUAUAUCAUCUUUGGUUGCUCUACCAAGGCACGACGUCGAAUGAACGACGCCUGGACGCCGGAAGUCAGUAUGAUCAUGGAAUACUAAAGAACGUCUCACGGUUAUUUUGCUGCAAGACCUAGAUAGCAAUUGUAGGUUAGACUAACGAAUUUACUUCGCAGAAGAUGUACGUGCUCUAUGCUCCGUACAAAGUAUAUAUUACGGAAUCAAACUUGAUAAAUUAGGAAAUUAUCAUCGAGAGAAAGGCUACCGAAAAGCCGAGAAAUCUCAUUCAUGAUACUAAGUCAGAUGCCGAGUCAACGGUUAAACGGUAAAUUAGAAUGUACUUAUUGUAUCAUCGAUCCCAUCGCAUGUUCCAACGGUUCAAUGUGUAUCAGGUACUUGCGUGUUUAACAAUUCGUAAUUUCUGGCGAAUACAUCGUCCGCUAUGGUCGUAACGUUGCUCUCACCGGGGCCACGUGCGACAGCGGCAUAUCGCGAGGCAUCAGCUCGCACUAUAGUCAUGAUUAUUCUUAAUGUAUCAUUGUGCAUACCAUUUGUAUAUUUAUUGUAACUGUGAUAAAGUGGCCAUUGUGUACGAGUAAUAUAAUAAAUUAUACUAAUCGAGUACAUAUAUAUAUAUAUAUAUAUACAUACACGCACACACGUGUGUAUGUAUGUAUGUGUGUAUAUAUGUAUCAUGUAAUCACGAAUUCGAGUAAAGGAGAAAUAUGAAUAUACAAAUGUAUAAUGACGAUUUACAUCUUAUUCUGCGUAAAAGAACAGAAGGAAGCUGCUUUAUCUUACGCGUACUUAGAAGUAAGGCUGCUCUUUUUACGUCAUCAUUCGGAUACAAAGUCAAAACAAUUGUCGCGUAUAGCGUAAUCUACGUUAACAUGUAUUAAUUCCCUCUUAUUAGUCCUCUAUUAAUACACCUCUCUGUCCCGGAUCGAAAUCUGGCACCACUUCUUGCACUAUUUUUCGCCAAGCGUUUUUUACACGCUCGCUCUCCGCGAUAGCGGACGCUAUCUCGGGAUAUCGUUUCCACAUGUGAAAGUAUUUUAUCUUCAAUUUUUCCUUGUAGUACUCCGAGGCCAAACGCUCGUUCUUGAGUCGCUUCACUUUAUAUUCCACGGUCUUUAUCUUCCACAGUUUGAAACACUUGGUUUGCAGUCUCAUGUCAAACAAGUCCUUUGCCACUUGCUUUUUUCUCUUUUCCUCUUUCGUGAAUUCCUUCCACUGUUGUAGCACGCACCACGUUAUAUUUCUGUUGUAUAACGACGUGGCCAUUUCGAUCUUGAUUUCACCUUGAUGUUCCGUCUCCGUCCUCCAGCCGAUGAACGCUUUACGCAGUAGACGCCGUUCGUAGUGGUCGUUCGCUUUGCUAAUAUAAUUGGUCUUCCUUUCGACGAGUGCGACGAACGGCUGCAUUACGUAACGUCGCAACAGGUGCUUGCGAUAAAACGCCUCCGCCAUGGCGUUCAGUUUCUUAUAUCUUUCUAUCUCGCGUGCUCGCUGCUGCUCCCGUUCCUCGCGCAUUCUUCUUACUUCGCGCUGGGCCUGGACAAGUGUAAUCUUAGAUUAAAUUCUCGCGUACACUUCUAAAUGUAACGUAAGCGGCGUUAGAGUAAACACUAUUACAUUGUAGAAUAAGAUGUAAAAUGUAUAUCAAGAUGAAUGUUCCAAUCAGAGACAGAGUGACAGUGUCUCAACUUGUGACAAUCAUUUUCCUAUCACGAAAAAACGAAAAAAAAAACAAACCAUCAUGUCACUAAAUGGUACUUUAGUCAUCUCUGACAAGAAAUAUAUACCAAUUAAAUUGGAAAGGUGCAAUGCGAGAAACUCUAAAUGUACAAAUUUUCCAACGAAGUCAACUUUGUGUACCUUAUAAGUACAUCAUUGAUAUUUCUUCAUUUAUCCUCACGGUGAGAUCACCUGGUUACUAAUUGGGACGCUCAUCUUAGUAUGCGAAAGUAUUGUAUAUUACGAUAUAACAUCUAGUGACGACGUCUUUCGCGACGGAUAAUUUUGCUCGCGAGGUAAAGCUACGCGCGCGCUAAGAAGCGUACGAUACACGUCUGGUACGAUAUUAAUAUACUUUGACCUGUCAUAUUA
Molecule: messenger RNA, 3444 nt
Organism: Harpegnathos saltator (Jerdon's jumping ant)
Lineage: Eukaryota; Metazoa; Arthropoda; Insecta; Hymenoptera; Formicidae
Gene: GABPI
Product: zinc finger DHHC-type palmitoyltransferase GABPI
Exons: 4
Coding region: 576-1472 (298 amino acids)
Biological process (GO): protein targeting to membrane; peptidyl-L-cysteine S-palmitoylation
Cellular component (GO): Golgi apparatus; endoplasmic reticulum
Molecular function (GO): protein-cysteine S-palmitoyltransferase activity
Source: RefSeq, a predicted model, not a curated record